Messenger RNA from Phytophthora sojae, 1647 nucleotides. RefSeq lists its product as hypothetical. Bases 1 to 1647 code for a protein of 548 amino acids. The transcript has a single exon. NCBI's taxonomy places the organism in Eukaryota, Oomycota, Peronosporomycetes, Peronosporales, Peronosporaceae. The record is from RefSeq and is a predicted model, not a curated record.
AUGAAGCUGCUCUCGUCGAAGGGCCUAAGCGAUCAACACCAGUCGCCCUCGAUAUCCGCUGAUUUCACCAAACCAGGCUCAGCCCCGGGGCACAAGACUCCAGUGUCUCGUGAUAUUGAACGUUCCGUCGUGGCUGGUGAAUUGCUCUACAAUGCGGAGGUCUACGGGAGUCUGCGCAAAGGAGGCGCCGUCAGGUUUUUCUCCAAGGACUGCAUCGGCCUCGUGGCGGCCACGUUUGCGACGACAUUUGCGAUUGAAAGCCUCACGUGCGCGAUCGAGCCCAUGCUAACGGUGCAGUUUGGACUCAAGACGCGCGAGCUGGCGGCCUCAAAACGACUUACGACAUUCCCCAUGACGCUGUGCUUCUUCUUCGGUUUACUAUCGGACAGCUACCCGAUCUUCGGACUACGACGACUGGGUUACUUGCUGAUCGGUUUGGGGACGACUGUCAUGAGCUUGUUGGUUCUCGCCAUUUUGGACGGGUACGUGGAGGCAUUAGACGAUCCAACUGCAGAAUCAGGCUUGGCUAUUGCGAUCAUCGUGUUUGCGACGCUGGCGAGUACUGGAAACGCGCUGGCCUACGUGUGUGUCCACACUCGAGUGAUGGAGCUGUCGCAGCGCGAACCGCUGGGCAUGCGUGGAGCUAUUCAAGCGAACUACUUGGCCUUCCAGUACGGCGUGUACAUCCUCACGGACGCAUGUGCGACCAUUAUCUUCAGCUUUACGUCUCACCACUGCACGGCGCUGCUUAUAUUCGCGCUUGUGAUUGCAGCCUUGAUCCCGCUGAUCUGGAAGUCGUGGCAGGAGAAAUGCUACUCGUUGUCGACACCGGUGUCUGCUCGGGCCCAGAUAUUGUGGAAGAUCAUGCAGCAGAAGGCAGCGUGGAGCAUAAUGGCAUUCUUGUGCAUCUUCACGUUCUUCACGGAUAUCAAGUUCAACGGGCCGGCUUUCGUCAUCAGCGUUUGGGCGGGCGCGAGUGCCGACAACGCGUUCUUGCAGCAAGUGAUGUACUACGGCACGAUGUUGAUAACGGUGGUGGUUUGGCGAUACUACUUCAUGAACCGACCGUGGCGCUCGUUCUACUCCAUGGCCGUCGUAUUUCUCGUCAUCCCGCAGAUGAUCGUGGCGAUCUGCGUAACGCAAGAUAUUCUCCGAGACCGGUACUUCUACCGCAUCAUGACGCUCUUCAACAGCGCCUCGAUCGGCAUCAACUUGCUGAGCAAUAUGGUCCCGCUCACAGAAAUUCUCCAGGAAGGCUCGGAGGGGGCCAUGGUGGGGCUCAUUGUGUCGGUCCACUCUCUGGUCUGUACAUUCGUGCAGACGAACACCUCUGGUCUGUUCGAUGGCUCCAACUUCUACAACAUCGCAGAAGUCACAAUGGACACCGCGGACGCAAGAUCGGAUGUACUCCGAGCGAUGCUGCUCAACUACGGCAUCAACACUUUGGCUUUCUUUGGAAUUCCCUUCCUGCCUCGGCAAAAGCUCUAUACCCAGCAGCUAAGAAGCUACGGUGGAUACACAAAGUGCACCAGCGCUGCCAUCGUCGCCUUCGCUCUGAUACUAUUCGUCUAUUCGUUGACUGUCACCGCGCUUACGUUGAUCCCGUCGACCUCCUGUAUGCCUAUCGCUGGAGGUCAGGGAUGCUAG